CGCGGUCACCGCCGAGCGGGCCGCCGGGCCGGGACCUGGACCUGCGCGAGUGUGCACCGGCGGCCGGGCUGGCGCCGAGCCCAGAGCGGACCAGCAGCAGCUCGAGCGCUGCGGCCGCCGCCUCCCCGCUGACCCCGCGAUGGAAGAAGAGGUGGACAAAGAAUGACCUGGAGCCCCUUGUUAGAGUCAAGGUGCCGCUGAUUUCGUAGCUACCCUGUUUUGUGUGUCAGCACCUCCUGUUAGCAUCAUAAUUGCUUCGAGGAAAGAACAAGCCCAACUCAUCUGGAAAAACCAAAUUGUAUAGAAAUGUCUGGUAACUUUAAUAUGAACAUUUGCUGGAAAAGCUUGACAUUCUAGCCCUCAGUCUUCUGGGGAGGCUGGAUGUGUCAUUCCACUGCAUCCACCUGGGUCACAGAACAGACAUGCAGGAGCCUGAGAAUGAGGGGUUAGGGCUUUAUUAUUAUUAUUUUUUAAUCUUUUAAACCCAUGCAGAGACCAAAACACACUCUGACACCUGCCUUUGAAUCCAUCACCUCCGAUCGUAGAAAAUAAAUUUUGCCAUAAUGUAUAUCUUUGUCUUUAUUCAAUAUUAAUAGAACAUGAGUUUGUGGACUUGAACUGCUGAGGUCCGUAGCUGAAUUAUAAUGUAAAUUUCAUCGUAUAGAGAAUUAUGACAGUUUAGAUCUCUACAUGUAAUAUGAAGAAAGAUUCGUGUUAAGCAUUUGUGCUUACCGCUGCACGGUCCAAUUUUUCGUGAACAUUGAAUUUGCCUUCUUAAUUUGUUAACAGCUAGUGUAAGUUCUAAAUAGACUAGGAAGACUCAAUUGCAAAAUCUCCUCCCUGCUUCCAAAUAAUCCCAGCUCAUUCAUGACUUAUUCAGAUUUACAUAAAUCACUUGCAGAACUCAGUCUCUCUAGUUUAGGAUUUUGUGUGUGACAGUUCUCAAUUUAAAAAAGAAAAACUUUCUAAAAUUAGAUAUUAAAAUAGAGAUAUUGUAGAACAAAAAAAUAGCCAAGAUAAAAACUGUUAUGCCAUGUUUCAAGUUCAAAUGCAUAAUAGGAUCUCAUAUGGUGGAAAUAAUACUAACAAAUAGAAACACUGAAAUCCCCAGCAACCAAAAAAGCUACUACCAAAAAGCCAUUAAAAUAUAAACAAACUCUGAAGAACAUAAAACAGCACAGGGCCCAUAUAAUGUCCUAUUAAACAAAAGUAAUUGCUGCAAAUGCUUUUCUUUCUUAAGGGGCAUGAGUUUGUUAACCUGCUUUUGUUUACAUGAAAUAAAAUUCUGCAUAGGCAAAAGGCUUGGGUCUUAUUUCCAUGAUCUAACACGAAAGUGAGUGUAAAACUUCAAGCUGGAAAAUGUUGAUUCUCUCAGUAAGAAAGGGCUACUGACUCUUGAAAAGCCACAAUUCAUGUGCUCUUGGCAACAGCAUUUCCUGAUACGAUUGUCUCUUAGAAUAGGUUAAGAAACUGGACCAUUUCAUGAGAGUCUUCCAGGGAAUAAAUCAUCAUGAAGUUUGAUACCCUACUUGGAUGUGGAGUUUGAGAAGUGCUGAUAGACAGAAGGGCUUAAUUUGUUAAAUUGAUGUAGGCUAAAUUGCUUUGUUGAUGACUCAAAGAUAAAAAUAAAUGACAUGUCCCAUCAUUUCUUUAUAAAGAUUUAAUUGAACCUUUCUUUUCCCCACUUGUAAAAAGGUUUACUAAUAAGUCCUUACUGAUGUCUCUUUGGAGGGCAUCUUAAAAGAGAAGGGGGAGGUGGUUUAGCAGCCCAAAUCAGUUGAGUCCUAAUUCUCUCCACUGACCUGUACACCUUCCCUGUCUGUCAGAAGGUCUUACUUAAUUAUUCAGUGUGGUUGGGACAGAAUUCGAGACCUCAGAGAGAAGACUGGGUGAAAGGUAGAGUCAUUGCUGCCAAGAACUCCUCUUUUAGUCAGAAGGACAUUGUCACUUUAAUGAUGCUAUUUCGCCUUACCCUGCUGUUUCCUCCUUUUCCUUGGAAGUGGACCCUUUUUAUAUCAUGUAGGUAAUAAUAGUCUCUCAUGAGACAAUGAUAGAUUCACUCUUUCCCAAAAGCAUUACCAGCUGUAUCAUUUGGAAAAGAAAGCAAGAAUUGGGCCCUUAGUUUAUAUUUGAAAGACAAUCAAUCUUUAGAAAGUGAGCCUGACAUCACUUGUAUGACAGUUCUUGAAACCACAAAGUGGGAUAGUGGGGGCUUGGGUCUCCUAAAGGGAUUGGCAGUUAACAAGGCACUGAGGCUGCGCUACUGUCACGACUGGUCUAUGGCCCAAGGUCUUUUUACUUUCGUAUCAGACUCUCUUCUCCCUUGAACUUACUCUUGACCCUACCUUGAGACCUGCAUAGGACCAAGUGAAGACACAGAGCCCCCAUGAAAGUGGCCUCACUGCCUGAGCUAUGGAGGGACCCAGGAAGCCUAACAGAGCAGAGAGGCUCCCAUCUCCCUGCAGGCCCAAGGGAGAGAAGGGCGUGAACUGGAGAGAAGGGCAGUAAUGUGUUGCCUCUUGGAAAGUUUCUGCUCUGUGUCUGGGCUUUGCAGUGUAAAGAGUUGUUGGCUGCCUCUGGCCCCAGAGCCUGGCUCCUGUUUAAUAUUCUGCCUGCUCCGUUGAUGUUGUGCUUGGCUCCUGUGGGACUGCAACUCACGGCUUGAAACUGGAGCCAAUUUUCUGUCUUCAUCUCGCAGUGUUUUGACUGGAGGCAGAUCCAGUUCAGGCCGAUCAGGGCUGGUGGAAACAACUACCAAGUGUCUCUCUGUCUGCUUUGCUUUGGGAGAAGAAAGUGGAGGGAGCCCCAGCAUGUUGUAGAGGAACUGGCCUGCGGAAACGAGAGGAGGAGGGUGCAGGGGGCAGCGGAACAGACCAAACCUCAGAGCAUCAGUCGGAAUUACGAUCUGAGGCUGUCAGAGAUGACUCUGGUUCUGUCCAUGAAUAGAUUCUGCGAGCCCAUUGUCUCGGAAGGAGCUGCUGAAAUUGCUGGGUACCAAACACUAUGGGAGGCUGACAGCUACGGAGGCCCAAGCCCUCCAGGGCCAGCACAGGCUCCUUUGCAGGGAGACCGGGGAGCUGGUCCCCCGCUGGCAGGAUCACAUUACAGGGGAAUUUCAAAUCCUAUAACAACAUCCAAGAUCACAUACUUUAAGAGGAAGUAUGUGGAAGAAGAGGAUUUUCACCCACCACUCAGCAGCUGUAGCCAUAAAACCAUCUCAAUUUUUGAGGAACGAGCCCACAUCCUUUAUAUGUCCUUAGAAAAGCUAAAGUUUAUCGAUGAUCCUGAAGUGUAUCUCCGAAGAUCUGUCCUUAUAAACAAUUUGAUGAAAAGGAUCCAUGGAGAAAUUAUCAUGCAGAAUAACUGGUGCUUCCCUGCCUGCUCUUUCAAUGGCACCUCCGCCCAAGAGUGGUUUAUGGCUCAGGACUGCCCUUACCGAAAACGACCACGGAUGGCCAAAGAGGAAUGUGACAAGUUUCAUGCCUGCUGCUUUUACCAAGAAUGUGGUGGCCACUACCUAAAUUUGCCCCUUUCUGUCAAUGCUAAUGUCGGAAGUGCCUCCACUGCUGCCUCUUCUCCCUCCACCUAUUCCUCCUCCUCACCCUCCUCUUCCUCUCCCUCUUUGCCUUUACCCAGUUGUUCCCACCAGGUGGAUUUCGAUGUAGGCAGUCCAUCUGUUUACAAGAGUGAUGGCCAGAUACCUGCCAACGAAAUCUUUGUCACUAAUGUCAGAUCACUUGGCGUUCAGGAAAAGGCCAAAUUAAAUGAUGAGAAAGCAAAUAAUGACACCAACAGAGAUGGUGGCCCCCUCAGCCAUGAACCUAUGGGAAAUGACCUUGCUUUUGAGUGCAAGGGCCAAUUUUACGAUUAUUUUGAGACUGGAUAUAAUGAAAGAAACAAUGUAAAUGAAUCUUGGAAAAAGUCCUUACGGAAAAAGGAGGCUUCACCACCAAGUAACAAACUGUGCUGCAGCAAAGGGAGUAAAAUAUGAGCCAUCUUCUCACCGAACUUUGAAGCAUGCACAGCAUGAUCAGUUAGCGCUCAUGAAUUUUAUUUUGAAUGGAUUUUGUAGUUUUGUACAACUGAUAAAAUUAUGCCAUGAACAUGCCAUGUCGUUUUAAUGCCUGGAGAGCAGAUUGCAUAAAAUAUCUGUAUAGUAGGCAUCAACGAGCUUCUUACAAAUGUGGUGAUUUUUACCAAGAAAACAGUUGAACUGAAUGCUUAAAAGUAUAUCAUAGUUUUCUUACAGAAAAGAUCAGUAGAUUAGAUUAGGGGACAACGUGCCCUUGCAAUAUAUUUCCAUUGCCCCCCAAGGAGCCUGUCACUAGCUAAGAAAUUUCAACAUGUUUGCCAAUUAAUUAGGGGGUUACUUGGUAAGCAAAUCAAUAUAACCAGCAAAGUUAUCUGCUUCUAUGUGAUACAAUAUUUUUUUUAAUAAAAGACUGAAAACAGGGAGCUAGAUGAAAUGGCUUCAUGGUGCUGUUAAGUAUUCGUACCUAACAGUCUUGUGUGACAGAUGAAAAUAGCAUGUAACAUAAUGAAACACACCUGUCUAGGGGCGGCAAUCAGCAGUCUUACACAGAGAGGGAAGUCCCUGCAAGUUCCUAGCUUGCCUGUGAUGGGCGAUGAGGCUUUUAGAGAGGUGUUAUACAGGGCGAAUUUUGGUGCCUUACUUUAUCUUAAUUUUUGCCCAUGUGAAAAUUAAGGAUAAAUCAGAGUUACAGCAGGGAUUUAACAAACAGGAGGAAAAAAAAACACAGGGUGGAUCAAUAUGGUUUGGAAACUCAACUUUGAACUAUUGUGUUCAACUUUUGAUUCGACAUCUCUAUUCUUCCUUUAUUUUUGAUGCCCAAUUGCUUUUGGAUUUGGCAUUUUUUCAGUAGGGAUGGAGGAAAUGAGGGAGAGCUGUUAGCAAGCAGCACUGGCUGCUCCAGCUUUUCUCUGGCAACUGUCUGUUGCUGGGGUUUGGGUUUUCUGGGUUUUGGGUUGUUCUGUUUUGUUUUCUUGUCCAAUGAAGUUCACGAACCAGUGGCAUGCAUUAUACUUUUCUCUGUUUUGCAUCAUUUCACUCGUUUAGAUUAUAAAAGCAUGUGGGUUUUUAUGUAUGAACUUUGCUGUUGAUUAAGAAGCACAAUGUUAAUAAAUGAUGUGGUGAUCAAUAAGGUUUUUCUUAAAGAAUGUAAAGACUUUAGUUUUUGGAAAGUUAUUUUGGAGAAAUGGGACUUAAUCUAUAAUUGUUACUAUGUAUUCGGUCUACAUUUUCCAAAUAAUAUCUUUAAUUUGUACAUUUGAAAAGUGUUCAGAGUGGCUCUCCUGCCAUCCUUCCUUCCACUCCAGUCAGCUCUUCCUGCUAAACUGUAUUCCACUUUCCAAGUUUGCUAAUUGACUUGGGCCUCUUUAAACAAUACUUCACAGAAACCAAAUGCCAAAUGGAGGAAAUAAGUGAGCCCUCCCAGCUUCUCCAAGAUAAAGCUUUUUUUAUUAUUGCUAUUAAUAUUAAAUAUAGGUCUCAUUCAUACAGUGUAUGAGUAGGAUCACUUGGACAAUUGUCCACAAGGACCAAUUUUUAAAACAUUUUCUUGCGUUAUAGCUAAAUAGUCUAGUAAUGUUUUGUCCUUUAUUUUCAAUAUUUGAUAAACAUUUGAUGUUCAAAACUUAGAUAAUAGAUGCUUGUAUAUGGACGUGUUGUAAUAAAGUGAGGUUCUCUUGAUAUAUAUUUAUUAAAAUGAUAAAAAUUCA
Molecule: messenger RNA, 5739 nt
Organism: Callithrix jacchus (white-tufted-ear marmoset)
Lineage: Eukaryota; Metazoa; Chordata; Mammalia; Primates; Cebidae
Gene: SERTAD4
Product: SERTA domain containing 4
Cellular component (GO): nucleus
Source: RefSeq, a predicted model, not a curated record